Schistosoma bovis is the source of this 2640-nucleotide messenger RNA. The record is from the annotation of a GenBank genome assembly. Lineage: Eukaryota; Metazoa; Platyhelminthes; Trematoda; Strigeidida; Schistosomatidae.
AUAUAUAUAUAUAUAUAUAUAAACAUUCCCUCAGUAUCAUACCAUUUCAUUUCAUUGUAUCCCCCCUUCUCCAUGGUCUUGUCACUUCCUCAUCUCGUUUGUUUUUGAUUUCUUUUUGUCAUGUUUGUUACCACCAGACAAAAACCAAGUUAGAGAAAUAGCGGAAAGAAGGUAAGUGAUAGGACGAAAGUAAUAUUUCUGAUGCAAAAAAUAAUGGUGCCUAAAAUUAGUUUUUUUUAUCUAACUGUUUAUUGGAAAACUGAAUAUAAUAAAUGGUAGAGGAAAACAAGGUAGAUGCCAGUAAACAAAUAAACUCAUCACAAAUAGUAAUCAUAGUCUACCAGCUAAUUAACUUUUAGAAAACUCAUUUAAACUUAAUUUAUACGUAAAUUACUUAUUUGUUUUCUAUACGUACAAGUUUGGUUGUCCGUAUAUACUUUAUAGUAUAGACAUAAUAUGAUUGUCUUUUAUAACACAAAUUUUACCCACUAAACACUUGUUGGACUAAAACGUUUGAAUCUUUCGUUAGCCAUAUUUGUUUAUUUGGAGUUUACCUUUUAAAUGAACUGGCCGAUUUCGCUUGUUAAGGUCUAGUUUUAUUUGGAGGGAGUUCUCGAAAUCAAUUUGCUAUUCUAAUAACUUGAUCUACUUUUGUAUUCCAGUUUCCUUUCUACUGAUAUUCAAUGAGUCCUUUUUGUUGCGUAUGCGUAUUUAGUUUCUACUCCCGUUGUACAUAAAUUUCAAGUCUGUUAAAAUUUAUAAUGGUUAAAAUUAAUUUCUAUUUCACCUGACUAGUCAUGUAAUAGACUUUGAACCCCGACUACCAGAGCUAAUGAUUAUUUUCCUAAACCGAAACGUAUGGUUCAAGGAGACGACCAAAUAGUUGAAGGAUAGUUCGUCAAACAGAUGAAAACUUCAUAUAGUAGCUAGAGCAUUCAAAUUUAUUGUUGCAAUAAUUUUUGGAUGUUCCCCUUUUGUUUUUGUAGACUGUUUGGCCUAUCAGGAACAUGCGCCAAAUGUCGAGUUCAAAUUCCUCCAGAUGAAUUGGUGAUGAGAUGUCAAGACAAAGUCUAUCAUGUGAACUGUUUUUGUUGUACUCACUGUCAUUCUCUGUUGCACCCCGGUGAUAAAGUGUGUUUUAUGGAUGGCAAUUUAUUUUGUGAGCAUGAAUUCCCUCAUUUGUUUUCUGGGCCUCCCAAACUGACUUCACUAAGAUUAACAUCAUCUUCUGCAAGUCCUUGUACUUCUAAUGAUUCUGAUAUUAGUCGUGGCCAAAUGACCAUUGAGUUACAAACAAAAAUGAAUGGUGCUUCAUCUUCUAGAUCUUUCAAUAUAAAUCCCGCGUCUUUAGAGCAGCAACAACAACAGCCAUCUGGUGCUUUGCCAAAUAAACUCAUAUUUUCCCAAUCCGAUAUUUUAUCAUCACUCAGUCCUCAUCCAUCCAGUCCAAUUAUGUCAUUUCCUAAUAACAUGCAACCAAAUCAAGAUAAUAAUCAGCAACUUGUGCAACACGGGUUUUAUGUUACAGACGUUGAGCAACCGUUCGGUGACACAUCUAGUGUACAGAACUCAUCCGAAAAACCUUUGAAAUCAUCAAUGAUUAACACGACAAAUGAGACAACUAAUGGUCGUAAAAAACAACAAAAAAAAGUAGAUAACCGUCGUUGCCCUGCGCUCCGUGUUUGUUGAGCUUGAAAGACUAUAUUGUGAUUGGUCCUUUAGAACCACAAUUCUUUUCGCCAAUUUUUCAAAAUUUUCUUAAUGUAAGAAUUGAACGUUUAUCUUUUUCUGUUUCGUUUUUGUAAUAAAAACUUCACCAGACUAUUUGGAAAUAUGUACUAUCAAUUAAGACGUUCAAUAUUCAUUAUUCUUUGCUAUAACAGUUUGUACAAAUAUUUUUUGUUCUAUCUUUAAUCCUGUUCAGAUAAAUAAGUGCUUAAAUCUCAUGUUUUAGAGAACUGACAUUUUGUCGUGCUUUGCGUUCAUUGGGAGGGAUCAUCUGCAUGCGUCUUAAGAAAACAUGUUUUUCGUUUGUACUUGACAUUUACGUAUCAUAGUACCGCUAAAGUAAUAAGAUUUUACCAAUUCUUAAAAUCCUUUAAUUAAUACUUGUCGUUAUAGCACAAAACAGUGCCAUUCUGUGAGAGGAUUUUAUCUUCUACCUCACCGGGUGUCUGUUCAGUGUAUCUUAAUGCAUGACAAGUGAUUGCAUUUACCCAAUCCUUAGAAUUGUCGUUAAUUUGAAUUCUUCAAUCUUAACAUAUUCUUAUUACCAAGGUUCCUCACAGUUUGACAGUAUAUAGUCUCCAUCAAAAAUUUGCCGUCAGAAUUAACUAAUUUAGAAACUGUAUAUCACGGUGGUGUUGUAAUUAUCUAUGAGUGUAGAUGGUGUUGUCAAAUAGCUCGUAUGUGACAUUUGUUCAGUAAACACCAAUUGUCGUGCUUCGGAAUUUCCAACUUAGAAAGACUGUCGAAUCUGUUAUUCCUUUAAGGAAGUCAAGUUCCGAAAACCAGUAUUUGUCCUACGAGAUUCUUCUGAGAUAAAGCAACAUCUAUGGAGUAAUAUACGUAACCAUGGUAUGGUUCAAAUGGCCCGGUCUAUUGGUUUACUUCCCAGGCUCUUCGUAUAUAUGAUUAUUA